Hydractinia symbiolongicarpus is the source of this 2766-nucleotide messenger RNA. RefSeq lists its product as uncharacterized. The record is from RefSeq and is a predicted model, not a curated record. Lineage: Eukaryota; Metazoa; Cnidaria; Hydrozoa; Anthoathecata; Hydractiniidae. The transcript has 6 exons. Bases 1 to 2766 code for a protein of 921 amino acids. Gene Ontology annotation, molecular function: catalytic activity.
AUGGCGCUGCGGUGUACGGACGUGUUCCGCCACCUCAUAUUACUUGUUGUUAUAUUUUCUGUGAAAAGGCCUACUUUUACAUCAGCUGGACCUGCAAUUUAUGAUAUUAUGGAUACAAAUACUGACUCAACCACGACGGGGGUCGAAGUGAAAAUGACACUAUUAACUCCUUUUCAGAAAAAACGUGGUUUCAAACUUCUUCAUCUGAACGUCAAUGGCUUGUUUGGAAAAAUUGACCAAAUCCGGGACACGUUAUUCAUUUCAAUUGAAGGAUACCGUACUGUAAGGAAAGAUCGAAAAACAGGAAUUGGUGGUGGUGUUAUUGUUUACAUUAGAGACGAUCUCGAAUGGCAACGUAGAUUUGACUUGGAGAGUGAUAUCGAAUCCAUAGUUGUAGAAAUCUUUGUAGAAAAGUCCAAAUCUUUUAUCGUUUGUGUCAUGUACCGACCCCCGGAUAGUUCAUUACAUGGUACAAAAAAUUUCGAAACUUGUCUUGACGACUUUUUAACAAUUAGCUCAACGGAAGAUAAAGAAACUUUACUACUGGGAGAUCUUAAUAUAGAUUAUAAUAAACGCAAUGAUCAUAAACGAUUAAAAGACCUAUUUGUUAUUGUGGGUCUCAAGCAACUCAUCAAACAGUUCACUAGAGAAACGGAAAGUUCAAAAACGAUAAUUGAUGUAAUUUUUACCUCGCAUCAAAACAAUGUCAAAGAAACAAUAGUUCUACCAUUAGGGAUCAGUGAUCAUGACUUAAUUGGUGUAAACAGAAAAAUAAAUGUCAAUCGCUAUGUACCUCGUAGAAUUAAAAUUGGAGAUUAUAAAAAUUACAACGCAACUCGUUUUAAGGAUGAUAUGAAAAACUCUGAUUGGGAUUCUAUUAUCUUUAAAGAUACCAUGAAUGAAAGCUGGGAUGCAUUUAAAUCAAGAAUCCAUGAAAUCAUUAAUAUUCAUGUUCCACUCAAAGAAAUAUCUAUUCGAGGAAAGUCGUGUCCGUGGCUCUCUGGUGAAAUUAAAACAAAAAUGAGAGAAAGGGACCAUUUUUUGAGAAAAGCAAGGAAAUAUAACAACAGUUUUGACUGGGAAAGCUAUAAAAGAAUCCGUAAUAAAGUCACCACUCUUAUACGUCAAAGUAAAAAGAAAUAUCACCAAAACCUUUUUACUGAAAACGUAAAUGAUUCUAAAACAUUUUGGAAUGAGAUUAAAAAGGUUUACCCGGUUAAACCAAAAAAAGGUGUUAGUAAUGUUAUCGAUGUUGAUGGAUGCUUAAUAAGUAAUAAAUCGAGGAUAGCUGGUUGUUUCUGUAAAUUUUUCUCAAGUAUCGGUUCCAAACUUGCGAAUACUAUUACUUCCAUUGGUGAUCGGAGAUGGAUGUAUUAUGAGUCGAGCAAGCUUUCCCUUAACAAGAAUAUGUCAGUGUUCAAAUUUAAUGCAGUUACUCCUGAUUUACUUAAAAAACGACUAAAGAAACUGAAAGUGUCAAAAGGUGCCGGUCCGGAUGGAAUACCGCCUCGUCUCAUAAAGGAUUGCCCCGAUGAAAUUGUACUUCCAUUAUGCUACCUAAUUAACUUGAGUCUUCGGUCUCAUACGUUUCCAUCGGCUGAAAAAGUAGCACGCGUGACUCCAGUAGACAAAUCGGACGAUAAAUCAAAACUUGAUAACUAUCGACCAAUUUCCGCGCUAAAUGUAUUCUCGAAGACUAUCGAACAAAUUGUACAUCACCAACUGUACAAUUAUCUAGAAGAAAACAACCUUCUUCAAUGCCAACAAUUCGGAUUUCGUAAACAGCGAUCUACGCAACAAGCGGUGUCAUUGUUUGUCGAAACUAUUCGCAAAAAUGCAGAUAAAGCAGAAUGCACUGGGGCGAUUUAUCUCGACUUGAGAAAAGCCUUCGACACUGUGAACCACUCGCGGCUUUUACACAAACUCCAACUUCAUGGCAUCCAUGAUAUCGAGUUGCAGUGGUUCGAAGAUUAUUUAUUCAAUCGUACCCAAUAUGUCACAUACGAUAACAUAAAUUCACCACCUCAACAGAUUACUUGUGGUGUACCCCAGGGUUCAACCCUGGGUCCAUUAUUAUUCCUUCUACUCGUUAACGACUUACACCAACUACUAAGUAAAUCGAAAGUACUUUUGUAUGCCGAUGACAUUGUUGUAUAUUACUCAUCAAAAUCGAGCAAAGAAGUUGAAUCAGUUCUUAACAACGAAGUCCAACGUAUUGCAGACUGGAUGAAUGAAAACUGUUUAAUAAUAAAUCUUAAAAAGGGAAAGACUGAGUUUGUUAUGUAUGGAGCUCACCAAAACCUACCUGACAUAGUAAAAUCGGUUUAUAACACUGUUAUCCUGCAGAAUUUACUUUAUUGUUAUCCAAUAAUGCUGUCUUUAUCGAGAACCCAGGAAGACAAGCUACAAUAUUUACACAAUCGAGCGUUUAAAAUUUGUGGUGGUACCCAUCAAUGGGAUUCUAUUGCAACGAUUAAGAAACAAAGAGCUGCGGUUGAAGUUUUCAAAAGCAUCAAUGGCAUCACUGAAAACCACUUCAAUUUCGAGCAAAUCAACCACACAAUGAAUACUCGAAGAAAUCAAUCAAACAUCAAACUUGGCCAUCUUAGGACUGAAUUCGCAAGAAAAUCUUUCGGUCAUCAAGGUGGUAUGAUUUUUAACGAAUUACCAACUUGUGGUGUCGAAACUAUCUAUCCCAGCACAUUCGCCUAUUCUACUAUCUUGAACCUUAUUGAUACCAGGAUUGUCCCUAUGAACCCUGAUUAG